Molecule: messenger RNA, 2424 nt
Organism: Ciona intestinalis (vase tunicate)
Lineage: Eukaryota; Metazoa; Chordata; Ascidiacea; Phlebobranchia; Cionidae
Source: RefSeq, a predicted model, not a curated record
CUUUGGCUAGAUGUUGUCGGCCGAGUUAGAAUACAACGCAUAAUAGGAAGAAGAACACAUAUUUGACAUUGAGAUAUCAGUAAUUACCAAUUAACAGUAUGCAUGUUUAGGCAAAGAUUAGAUGUAUGUACUUUACACCAUAAAGGGGGGACUUUCAUCGUUUAGUAAGUUUCACGACUGAAGAAGACUUAUAUAAGUCCGAAAGUUAUUUUGAAAGCACGCGGUGUAAACUUUCAGUACGGCUUGGUCUGUAAAUUAAUGUGGAUUGUGAGAUAAAUCUAUACGAGAGAUCCGGUAUCUUGGAAGAAUUACUAAAGAAUAAUGUCAACUGGAAGAACUUGCCCAGCCCGUUACGUUCAAAAAGAUGGAGCCUGCUACAGGUUUGGUGGAACCCAUCUUAGCUACGACGACGCAGAAGCGUUAUGCGAAGGCGAAGGUUCGAGGUUGGCUGACUUGAGUGGAGCUAAUUCUGAUUAUAUUAAACAACAAGUAAAGAAACUUGGAGGAAAUGACUACUGGAUCGGAUCUUACAUGGCCUCAAGCAGAACAGUUACUAGGAGUGGCCCAAAAUGUCCGAUGUUUCGACGACAAGGAGUCACGAGUGGACAUUAUGACAAAUUGAUUUGCAACUCCGCAUACCCGUACAUAUGUCAGAAAUUUGGGCCAGUACCAGCAGAGACUGCAGCCGGAUCGCCAAAUCAGCCUGUCAGGCCAUCUCGGUUUGGGUUCGGUGGGGAGGUAGAAGUACCGUUGACAACCAGCGCAAUAAGAACUCGUUCAUCCACCACAAUAGCUCCAGCCGACUCUAACAACCAGUUAAUAUACGCGCUCGUUUCUAUGGCGGGACUUAUUGCGCUUGCAAUUAUUAUAUGGCAGUACAGGAAACGAAAAAGGAUACGAAAGGCGAAGUUAGCCAAAGCGGAGAAGAUACCAGAGAAACCAGUAGCUCCUGAUACUAUAAGUGUGGGAGGGUUUUCCACGUCGAAAUCGAACACAUUAAACAAGCAAAUUUAUUUACCAAGCAACAUUACUACUGUGACAUCUGCUGGAUCAACAUUGAAAAUAAAGCCGCAACAUGAGCGUAAAGGAAGCUUUAUCAACGAACAAUCUAUGGUGCAUUCGGACAGUGCUGGUCAGUUGAACUCAGCAUUUGAACGGGAUCCAAACCACCAUUACAAACAACAUUACCAAAUGCGUUCAAAAUCUAUGGAGAGGAACAGAAGACACGAAGAUGAAAAAAGAGAUGAACAGUGUUCUCCGUAUGGACAUAUGAGCAGACGAAGCCGAAGAUCACGUGGGAGACGUAGCCAAUCACACCGAAGAUCGAGAACACGUGGAAGGUCUUACAGUGGUAGUGAACAAUCUGCGUUUUCAGAUACUUCGUCGGAUUCAGUGAACUCGAAAUCAACAUUUAAAAGAUCUGUGCGUAGAGGAAGUGACGCUAGAGACCCAAGAGAACAAGAACACUAUUACUCCUCGCGUCGGUAUGGUCGACCUUCUCAACGAACCCGGAACUACGAAGAAGUCUACCGCGAGAGGGAGCACCGGCGCAGAUCACAGUACGAGAGGUACGCCACGGCUCUGCCUCCAGAAUCCGUUCGUGGACGAAAUAAUGGAGAGAUGGCGUUUAGAGAACAACCAAACCCAACAAAUUACGGUUACAGCUCCCGUUAUAGUGGGUACGGUAGUCGGUCUGGCGCAGCAGAUGCGCCGUACUUUGCACACGUUUCGAACCAAACGAACAUUGACCCUAACGAACACCAUAAGCACAAAGAAGUUGCUCGAGCUCGUUUGCCCAGGCAAGGUCCUAUUAGAGUCAACAGACAUAUACAUGACGUGGAAUCGAAUGCCGUGAAAGCACGGCGGUCAAACGACUCAGAUCAUAUCUAUGAAUCAUUGGACGAAGUGGCAAGAAACAGGAAGCAGAACUUACAAACGAGUGGUCCAGCGUCUAGAUCACCAGCACCACAACGACGUUUAGUGUCACCGGAUGAAAUGAACGUAUCCACCGGCUCACGAGCGUCAAUGCGCGGGAGAAAACUGCCUUCUAUUCCUAAUUAAUAUGAGGAAAGCGUAAAUGGACGGCAGUGGGCUUGUAACGGUGAAGGAAUGGGCCUCAAAACACUUAUAUUCCACAUGGGCGAGAUGAAGUCCACGGUUAGAUCACACUAUGGGUUAUUUGAUUGAGACUGAACUGGUUCGAUUGUCUCCGAAAAACUUAUAAGUAGUUGGAAUAAUAGGGUGAAAACAGGGCAUACGUUGCAUUACAUACGAUCAAUCCAGAGGGUUUGUUAGUACUCUGCAUUUUUCCUUUACCAUCUGCUGAACAAAUACAUUCUAUAAAGUAUAGACAAUAGGAUAGUGUACUUUUUACGAGAAACGACCGGGAAAUGAUACGCGUUAAUACAAUAAUUAUGCGAUCUG